UGAAGCCGUCCCCGCUCUUUCCAUGUCGAGAUUGGAGGUCGCUGUGAUGCCCAUGCACCUCGCCAAUCCGCCUUGUUCUUUGGGGUUUGUUUAUGGUACCCUGAAGCAGGGAUUUUCUAAUCACUGGUUAAUCGAGGAUGCAGUUGGGGAGGGUCACGCCCAGUUCAUCGGCGUUGGGAAGACGAAACAACAGUAUCCACUUGUCUGAGGUCCGUUUCAAGUCCCGUUCCUGCUUAACAUCCCUUCGUCAGGACUUCAAGUGAAGGGUGAGCUGUAUGCGGUUGAUCAAACUGCUCUGGAGUUGCUGGAUGAGCUAGAAGGUGUGUCGAAGGGGCAUUAUGAGCGCUGACCUCUUGUCUUGACGAACUUACAAUCUCUAGACCAUGAUUGCUAACCGAAUUCUAAAAUUUUGGCAGAAGCAUACUUUGCCCACUUAUCACUGCAACGCGGUCUCUCUAGUGUGCCUCAUAUCGAGGCAUACUCAAAGAGAGAAAUGGCUACCUAGGUCUAUAGAAAGGACCGGCCUAAGGAUUGCACGUUCUUGGAGCACUUCAAUAAUUGGAUUGACUCCCAUGGGCCUCUGUUUUACAUUCGCGUGUGAGCAUAGUGUAUCCAUAGCUUUUAUUAGAAUCAAGACUCAAUUUUGAACGUAGUUGAUCUGAUUCUAUUUUGGUCAGUUCAGAGCAAAUCCAACAGUGCAUAUCUCGAAGACAGUUGUUCCCUCUCUCUCUCUCUCUCUCUCUCUAUGUAUAUAUAUAUAUAUAUAUAUAUAGAUAUAUAUAUAUAUAUAUAUAUAUAUAUAUAUUAAGUUCUUACAUUGCCAAACUUACAGUCCAAAGUGUUGAAGCAACAGAUCCACUGUGCAACCUCCGCUGCUGUAGCUUCCGAAGGUAACAACAUUGCGAAACUAGGACGAGGCGUGUUGGUUCUGAGCCGGUCUGGUGAAUCCUUUUCAAACUGGAGCUACUCAUCUAACGUUGGUCAAUUUUGAAGGUCAAGCGAGAUAAGCCUCAAUAGAAUGAGUAGGACUGUUGAAAUAGCAAACCAUAGAAAAGCAUCCAUCGGCAUAAAUUUUGACCAGAGUGAAGGAAAUUGAGAGGUUGCAGUGGUGUUGUAAGUCUCAAGUGUUGGCGACAUUUGUUACUCGGAAGUUCAGAGAAUGUACACCUUUUUGUAUUAUGCAGCAUAAUACAAACCAAUGACAAAUAAUAAGAGCCUGAAAUCUUUCAAGAAA
Messenger RNA from Physcomitrium patens, 1234 nucleotides. The record is from RefSeq and is a predicted model, not a curated record. Lineage: Eukaryota; Viridiplantae; Streptophyta; Bryopsida; Funariales; Funariaceae.